GUCAGAGGAUUUUACGCGUCAGUCGCUCGGCCGGAGUUCCUUGAUUGCUCAAACCAGGAACGUUGUGUGGCCCUCCGUUCAUUGUCGACAGAGUUCCGCACAGCGUACGCUGCGCACACGAUAAAGAAGACGACUGGCCCAGUGCUGCUGACUAGCUAGCCACACCACGGUUGCUCAUCAUGUCUGCCUCCAAGCCAAUCGACCCGCAAUCAGGCACCGGCGUCCCCCGUUGGCAGCUCGCUCUGCUGUUCGGCGCGCCCAUAGUGCUCGGGGUGAGAGCCGUGUAUCUAUGGAACAGCAUGAGUCGUUUGGAUCGUGCCCGUGAGGCAAAUCAAAAAGGCAACAAAUACUUUCAGGCGGCCAAGUACGAGAGCGCCAUCCAGUGUUACACAGAGGCCAUUGAACUCUGCCCCACUGUACAGAAGAGCUACCUGUCGGUGUUCUAUAACAACCGAGCGGAGGCGUAUGAGAAGCAGAUGAAAUGGACUGAGGUGUCGCAAGACAGCUCACAGGUACUAAUGUUCGACCCGCAGAACUUCACAGCUUUUACCAGUAAGCUGCGAGCUCAUGAGAAACUGGACAAUAAGAAAGAAUGCCUGGAAGAUAGCAUCGCUCAGUCUAUCCCGGAGGACGAGCUGAACGAGGAGCGCAUGAAGUUCCCUAUGGGAAAUAAGAAACGAGGGUGGAUGAUGCCUUCUCCUCAGUACAUCAAAUCCUACUUUGGUUCUUUCACCGAUGACAUCAUCUCGCAGCCGCUGCAGAUGGGCAAGAAGAAAGAUGAAGACAAGGACAAUGAGGGCGAGGCCUCCGAGGUCACAGCUAGUCACCACCUGAGUUCGGGCUACCUGAAAGCCAGGCAAUACAUGGAUGAGGAGGACUACGACAAAAUCAUCAGCGAAUGCACUAAGGAGGUGGACUCGGAGGGCCGCUACAUGGCUGAGGCGCUGCUCCUGCGCGCCACUUUUCACGUGUUGACUCGCAACCGAGUGGAGGCUGGUGUCGACUUGGACCGCAUCAUCAAUAUGCAGGAAGCCAACGUCAAGCUGCGUGCCAACGCUCUCAUCAAGCGUGGGAUCCUGUACAAACAGGAUGUCCGACACUUGGCUGCCAAAAAGCACUUCAACAUCGCAGCAGAGAUCGACGCAUGCAAUCCCGAUGUGUACCAUCACAUGGGGCAGCUUAAAAUGGACCUGCACCUGGUGGAUGAAGCUGUAGAAGACUUUGACAAAAGCAUCCAGCUCAGACCUGAGUUUGCUCUCACCCAGGCGCAGAGGUCCUUCGCUCUGUACAAACAAGCAUACACCGAGCUCUGCCCAUCCAAGACACACGUUCAGAAAGCCAUGGAUGGAUUCGAGGACGUUAUCAAAAGGUUUCCCACUUGUGCAGAGGGCUACGCACUAUACGCUCAGGCUUUAACCAAGGAGGGACGCUUCAGAAAGGCAGACAAGAUGUACGACAAGUGUAUUGAAGUGGAACCACACAACGCCAACUAUUAUGUUCACAAAGGAUUAUUACAGCUCCAGUGGAAACGAGGCAUGGACUCAAGAAGCUUGUGUGGGUUGGCCCUGGACCUAAUCAGAGAAGCCAUCAAAAUCGACAACAAAUGUGCCUUUGCUCGCGAAUCAUUGAGAUAUGUCAAACAUCCAUGGAGUAACAAAAUCAGAAUGCCCACCGAGGAUGAAACGGUGAAUGUCGUGUGCACUUAUUUCAUCCCGUUCACCCGUCACACAGAGCGCCAAGAAGCGUACACCCACAGAGAGGUAUUCAGGAAAGUACGGCAUCAGCUCCAUCAACUCUUCAUCAAUUAAAGCCGGUCUAUCACAGUGCACUACGUUUCAUCACCAAUGACAAUUUCUGCACUCAUCAUUGUACCCUUUAUCAAAACGUUGGUUGGUCUUCACUACAGUCAAGAAGCAGGCAUGAAAAUGGGUCAGGGGUUAAAAAGGUGAGAAAGGUGUGGAGGAAAUAUGUUCCGGCGUUCUGCCAAAAUGUCCGCCGUCGGCAAAACGUCCUACAUGUGGCGAAUUUGACCAUUUUAAUUUUUCACAUAAGGCUUAAUAUUCGAGUUAACGGGGGUUUAAUUAGUUGAAGGAGUUGAUUUUAACCACCAUUGACUCGCGCUAGCUUAGCCACUCCGGAGCCCUGAAACUAACAAAUAACUGUCAAACUGCACAGAAUUUGUUCAAAUCAUUUCCAACGACUAAUUAAACCCCGGCUAACUCAAAGAUUAAGCCUAAUGUAAAAAAUUCUGAACUUCCCCUUUAAAAUAAAGACCAUUGAAUAUGGCCAUUAAAAUGUUGUCUAUAAAAGUUUUAGAGCAAUAAAACAAACAAAAAUGAAUAAAAUGAACAGGAAUCCUUCAAAGUAUUUUAGAGCAAUAAAACAAACAAAAAUGAAUAAAUUGAACAGGAAUUCUUCAAAGGAUUUCAUAUUGGGUCCAAAUCAUUUUUCGAACAGAUCACGUGACUAGAGAACCUUAGAGACAGCCGUUUGCAUUGCUUAGCCAAAACUACAGCUGAGGAGGCAAGAUGGAUAUUUAGAAUUUCUUUAAACCUAAGCUUUCAAAACCCUCAACAACAACUGAGCUUGAACCGAGGACUGAGCACGAGCAGUAUCAAAAAGUCCUGGCUGUCGUGUUACCUGUUGUGCUGUAAUUCCAAGUGGUGCUUGAAUUGGAUGCUUAUAGCGGUCGACAGUCUUUCUGAGCCAGCGCAAAGUUCGCAGCGCACGGAGAUAUUUUUGUUAUCUUUACUGGACAAAAAUGUGAAGUAAUGGCUGUGUUUCCAGUGUGCAAAUACAGCCGUUUGUAGUAUAUCUCCUGCCUAUUUCAUUGCAUCCUGGCGAGGUAGCAAGGCUAUGUUGUUUUGGCCGCAAACUCCCAGCGCUCACGCAUCAUGGUAAUACAAGUGACCCUUUUUGUUCCAUCCCCGAUUAAAAAAUGUGACAUGUGAUGUCACUCCCAUGACUACAGUAUUCUUCAUUCUACACACAUUAUGGGGCAAUAACAAAAUAGUAACGCACAGGCAUCAAGGAAAGUAAUUUUACUCAGAUUACUGAUUUAGAAAAAUGAACGCGUUAGAUUGUUUUUUACUGAAAGAAAGUAAUCAGAUUAGGUACGCAUUACGAUACCACGUUAUUGACAACACUGCUUUUAUAUUACCGUUAAAUACACAAGCUUGACGCUACCUUAACGGGAGCUAUUUUUUCACCGGACGCUGCGGCAGUGUUCAACGCAAGCUGCAACGAACGGUGUUCUGUCAAAAUUUGCUCCCUUAUAAAAUUUUGCUCCCAAAGCUUUUGUGGCGCUGAAAAACCCCUCUUUUACAUUCAAUUGGACUCUCAAUGUUAUCCAAAGUGCUAUCUAAACUAGAUACAUCAUAAACAUACAUGUGCAACACGAAAAUGGCGUAAAUGAAUACUUAACGACGCGGCAAAGUUGUUAACAGUGAGAGCGCGGCGUGCAGUUACUGUGUGCAGCUAACAUGGUAGGAUGUGUCUGAGAACUUUUGUACAUGUCUUUACAUGAUCAAACUUAAGCAAAUAUUCCUUUCUUUAAAGAAAGUUUGUAGUGUUUACUUUGGAAUCGCCGCAUUCGCGGCCAUUUUUAACGUUACGCGCAUGCGCAAAACCGCAAGGUAGCAAUUUUUGAUGGGUUGCAAACGAAAAC
Messenger RNA from Corythoichthys intestinalis (scribbled pipefish), 3667 nucleotides. RefSeq names its product mitochondrial import receptor subunit TOM70-like. The transcript is spliced from 14 exons. The record is from RefSeq and is a predicted model, not a curated record. The coding region runs from base 180 to 1808 and encodes 542 amino acids. Gene Ontology annotation, molecular function: transmembrane protein transporter activity; protein binding. Gene Ontology annotation, cellular component: mitochondrial outer membrane. Gene Ontology annotation, biological process: protein insertion into mitochondrial inner membrane; protein import into mitochondrial matrix. NCBI's taxonomy places the organism in Eukaryota, Metazoa, Chordata, Actinopteri, Syngnathiformes, Syngnathidae.